This is a messenger RNA of Fragaria vesca subsp. vesca, 681 nucleotides long. Its product is annotated as polyadenylate-binding protein 2-like. The coding region runs from base 1 to 681 and encodes 226 amino acids. The transcript is spliced from 6 exons. The record is from RefSeq and is a predicted model, not a curated record. Gene Ontology annotation, molecular function: RNA binding. Lineage: Eukaryota; Viridiplantae; Streptophyta; Magnoliopsida; Rosales; Rosaceae.
AUGGCCGAAGAAGAGCAUGAGGUGUACGGAGCAGAAAUUCCAGACGAGGCGGAGAUGGACGGCGACUUCGACCACGAUGACAUGUCCACCGCCCAAGACGACGACGACGACGACGCCGCCGCCGUUGUCAAGUUGAAUCAAUUUGCUGAUUGUUUUGUAUUGCGCUUGAAGGAGGAGGAGGAAGCUGCGGCUCUCCGCGAGAUGCAGACCAAUGCGGCGAAGGAGAUGAGUUCUGCGCAAGAUCCUGCUACUGGAGCUGUUUCUCAGGCAAACAAGGAAGUGGCUGAUGAAUGUUCUGUUUACGUUGGCAACGUUGAUUAUGCAUGCACACCUGAGGAAGUACCGCAGCAUUUCGAAUCAUGUGGCACAGUUAACAGGGUGACUAUACCAACAGAUAAAUUUGGCCAACCAAAGGGUUAUGCCUAUGUGGAAUUCCUGGAAGCAGAAGCUGUUCAAAAGGCUCUUGCUCUGAAUGAAUCUGAGUUGCAUGGUCGGCAAUUGAAAGUUUUACCUAAAAGAACCAAUGUUCCUGGUAUGAAGCAAUUCCGCCCCAGACGUUUCAAUCCCUAUAUGGGUUACAGCUUCAGGAGGCCUUAUGUACCACCUUACUUCUAUUCACCUUAUGGAUAUGGGAAGGUUCCCAGGUUCAGAAGGCCAGCAAGAUACAUGCCCUACUAUUAG